This is a messenger RNA of Colletotrichum orchidophilum, 1797 nucleotides long. RefSeq names its product HET domain-containing protein. The transcript has a single exon. The record is from RefSeq and is a predicted model, not a curated record. NCBI's taxonomy places the organism in Eukaryota, Fungi, Ascomycota, Sordariomycetes, Glomerellales, Glomerellaceae. The coding region runs from base 1 to 1797 and encodes 598 amino acids.
AUGCGCUUGAUCAGAGCUUCUUCCAUAAACAACAAUCCUCCCAAUAUAGAGCUCGUCGACUUCAACCCCGAUCAACUCCCCCGGUAUGCAAUCCUCUCGCACACGUGGGGUGACGACGAAGUCGUCUACGCCGACAUUAGAAACCAGAAUGCCGCAACCAAGAGCACCUUCUCAAAAGUCCGCUACAGCUGUAUCCAGACUCUGGCAGAUGACCUCGAGUACGUCUGGAUCGACUCGUGCUGCAUCGAUAAGAGCAGCAGCGCCGAGCUCUCCGAGGCUAUCAACUCCAUGUACGAGUGGUACAUGAAGUCGGAAAUCUGCUAUACCUACCUCUCGGGCGUGCCUUCCACCGUCGACCCGGUCAAGACGGACGGCGUGUUUGCGUCGUGCAGAUGGUUCACGCGAGGUUGGACGCUCCAGGAGCUCCUGGCCCCGGCAGAAAUGGUCUUCUACUCUGAGGAUUGGGUCAAAGUCGGGGUGAAGACUGCGCUGAGCCGGCCGCUGUCCGUGAUUACGGGUAUCGACGAAGACAUACUCACGGGUCUGAAGCCACUAGAGUCGGCCAGCCUGGCCAAGAGGAUGUCAUGGGCGGCGCACCGACAGACGACGAGGCCGGAAGACGUGGCGUACUGCCUGAUGGGGCUGUUCGGCGUCAACAUGCCGAUGCUCUACGGUGAAGGCGACAGAGCCUUCCUCCGGCUCCAGGAGGAGAUUAUGAAGCAGUCCGACGACCAGUCCCUCUUCGCGUGGGUCGACCUAUCGGCGUCGACCGAGACGUACCACGGGCUGCUGGCCAAGUCGCCCUCCAACUUUGCCUAUUCCAACACCAUUAUGCCCUAUCAGGACUGGGAGCCGCGACCGCCGUAUUUUAUGAGCAACCGCGGCCUGCGCAUCGAUCUGCCCCUGACGCUGCGGGGCGAGGACAUCUUCGUUGCCGCUUUGGAUUGUCCGGCGCCGCCAGACUACGAGGACUCGACUUUUCUGGCGAUUUAUCUCAAGAAGAUUUCGAGCGGAGGAGAUCAGCAGUUUGCCCGGGUGCGGGUCAACCAGUUUGCAAAAGUUCAGGAGCGAGGUAAUCGACAGACGCUCUAUGUGAGGCAGACGUUCAACGGCGUCGUUGAUGCCGAGGGAGUGUUCCCCCAACACAUAAUCCAACUUCGAAAGGGGCCACCGCGGGACCAGUAUUCCGUCCUCAGUAUUGUGAAAUCCAAGGAGCACGACAGAGAUCGGCCGAUGGCCUGCACGUCGAGCCGAGGCACGGGAAGAGACUUGAUACACACUACGACCGGGAAGACGAUAGCCUUUCGUAACCCAAAAGCAGCGGGCCAGCUUGCCGGGGCGGUCACGUUUGCGCGGCUAGACGGGUCGAGGCUGCUCGUCAUGUUCGGCUCGACCGACGGCAUCAGGGCCGGGUUCCACGCUCGGGAGCUGCCGCCUCGUUUCCCGGGCAUGAACCAGACGGCGAGAAACCAGGAGCCGCCGGAAGCUCCUCUCGAGUUUGACGAUUUGCAGAGCAUCUUCCGGCCGAGCCGGGCGGGCGUCGACGUCGAGCUGGAGCGGUUCAGGGUGCGUGUCGAUGUCGAGACGGUGAUUGCGAAUGCGAGCAAGUAUCUGAUGGCCGAUGUGCUCAUCGAGCCUGUGAAUCGGCCGUGGGACCCCUUUGAGCCGCUGGAUGCGGCGAUUGGGUGGUAUGAAGGCGCGACGGGUCGGCAGAAUAGAGGAGAGGCUGCUCAAGCGGCGCAAGCUACUCACGGGAAAACGAAGAGAGCUUCUGGUUGGAGGAGGUUGAUAUCGUGA